Molecule: messenger RNA, 1055 nt
Organism: Ilex paraguariensis (yerba mate)
Lineage: Eukaryota; Viridiplantae; Streptophyta; Magnoliopsida; Aquifoliales; Aquifoliaceae
Source: the annotation of a GenBank genome assembly
CAGGGCCUCACAGAAAUCAAGAAAAAUGAGAAUCAAAGGCUAUGUGUUUACUUUGUUCUUCGUUUUGGGGGUCAUUCAAGAUUCGGUUGAUGGACGCCCUCUAUUACUGUCCUUAUCCAGACCCCACCCUGAUAGUGCUGCCGACUUCGCUCGAUGGUUGGUCUCUCAGAAUUCCUGGGGCGUCCUCAAAAAUGUGGUUUCAUAUAGUGAUGGGCUACCCAACAAAGGCAGUGGCAUCCCAUAUUUUUAUUUAACUACCCUUGAUCCAACUGCAAGUAAUGCAUUGAAAGACCAGAGAUCAUCCUUCACGAUCAGUGAGUACCCUAUUGGAACUUGUGGCAAGACGGACCCCGAGAACCCCACUUGUGCAAAAAUUACACUCACGGGAAAGUUGAAGUUACUUGAUGGAAACUCUGAUGAAGUUGAGUAUGCACGAACCGCUUUGUUCUCAAAGCAUCCUGAGAUGAAAGACUGGCCUAAGGGUCACAAUUUCCAGAUCUUCAAGUUGGAAAUCGAGGAUAUUUUUAUGAUUAAUUGGUUUGGUGGUCCUAAACCGCUUACUGUGAAAGAGUACCUACAUAUUGAAAUGAACAAAGUUGCAUUUGUUGUUUGAAUCCUAUUCUGAUCUGCAUUCCUCUCAGGUGUUUUCUUGCUGGACAUGAAGGAGCUUAGGUGAAUUAAUGAACCUUUUAAAAUAACAUGUUACAUUUGUGUAUGUCAAAGACAGUAUGGCUCAGCUUAUUGUUUUGUACAAAAAUGCCAAGGCAAUUAAAUUGUAAAUUGGUGCUUGUGUUGACAAUGCUUCACUUCAAUUCAUGAAUGUAUAUGUACAAACAUACUAAGAUCUGUUCUUUUAAUAUUUCCAGCAAAACAUAGUCUUCUUUUACGAGGAAUGGUUCUAUGGGCUCAAUGCUAGGAUUAUUCCUCAGACAUGCACCACCUUACUAGAACUCCAUUAAAGCCUUGUUUGGGUUGAUCUUUGCCAGACUGCCUAACACUAGCCAAACCACAUUAACAUGUGGCAUGUGCAGUACAUUUGUGUUUUUUUUUUCCGA